AUGGGCAGAGAGCCAACCAGUGCCAGCUGCCAUACAUGUCGCCGCCGCCGGAUUAGAUGCGACAAGGGGAAGCCAUCGUGUGCCCAGUGUCAAAAGUCCAAGUAUGAAUGUCUCGGAUACGAGCGAAUCCUGCGAAUCCAAAGCCAUGGAGUUGGGCUGAGCAAAGAGCCUGGCCGCCUGAGCUUGGUCAAAAUCGGUCAAUCGGAUUCCUUUCCUACCAAGGUGCCGAUUGGCAAUGAUGAUUCCCCAGAUUGCAGACAGAAGAGGCAUCGGCGGCAGAAGACUGGCGAUGCUUCACCAACAGCAGCAAUCCACUUACCGCAGCCUCUAAUCAGUCAAUCCAUACGACUAAGUCUGGACCCAUUCAUCGACAACAUCACCUUCUCCUACUUUUUCGAUGCCUACAGCUGGAUCAAUGUUCACAGCAUCCUCCUUCAAGACACGCCGAUGCGCCAGCAUCUCACCGAGCAGAGAGACGAGCUAGGCUAUGACAGCCUUCGUGCGCUGGCAUAUGGGAUCUUUGGUCGAGAUCAUCAGGUCGAGGUCCUGCAGCAAAAAGGCGAGCGGAUCUACGGCACAAUCCUCCAGAAGCUGCAAUCGAGGCUCAUCACAGCGUCCAAGCCGGAGUUGGCAGCUCUCAUCAAGCCCAUAUCCAUCAUGGGAUCGUAUGCGCUUGCCAAUGCGCUUGUUCAACGCCAUGGCACAUUUCUCGAACAAGACCAGUGGAAGACAGUCCCGUGGUCGUCGUCUCUGGAAACGAAGACAAACACAAACAAGCUUCUUGACAUAAUCUCCGGCCUUCCCGGUAUCAUUCAAAAAACUGACAAGGUUCUCAAUGAACGCUCUCAAUGGGUUGCAGGCGAUUCCGGCAUCGUUCGUGAGGAAACUCCAACCACGGUUUCCGAUCUUCAAGACCAGCUAGAGUCCCUGUUCUUGGACCUAAUUGCGUGGCGCUAUCACUGGUCUUUGGACAACUUUCCCACUGCACAAAAUAUCCUCGAUUGGGCAUUGUUUCGAGUCAGCGAUGAAUCAUAUCGACCCGGCAUCUACCAUGUUCAAGGCCCCGACGUGUACGGAUUGAACCUCGGUGCGACCGUCGAUCUAGACAUUCCUUUUGGAUUGACAAACGAUGCUCAAAAGGAUCUUCAUGCAAAUACCAAUACCUUUGCUCUAAUGCAAGAGGCUUCGCUAUACCUAACAGCUCUGAUUAGCAUAGAGCGGCUGCGCAAAAACCUCGCCGGAGCCGCUCGUGCCGCGGAUGCGAUUGACUUCUAUAAUGCGCCUUUCUUCUCAACAUGUCGAUGCUACUUUGACAAUCCUGGACCAUCACGACUUUGCCAGAUAUUCCCAGAACCGAGUGACUCUAUGAGCACUACUGCGUCAUGGAACAUUAACUCCGCUAGAAUAGCCGAAUCUCCCAUCAGAUCAUUAAGUAGCGAUAACAGCGGGACAUUUGCCCUGCCAACAGGUGAUUCAUCCGAUGGGGAUGCUCCCUUGGGCAUCACUGGAACGACACUUCUCCCCGGAGAUGGUCGCUUCUCUGCACAACUGCGAAUAUUGAAUUGGCUGACCAAACAUCUGCCGGAGAGUCGAGCUCAUGUUUUGGGCACACUCGCGGCAAUGGGGCUGAGCCACUGUGUUCACGACGUUCGCCCAUCAGAGGGGAAUGAGUACAUUGCUGAGACCGUCCGCGAGACAAUGAUGAAGUCGAGAUUUGGAGAUGCAGCAGAAGUCUUGCUAAAGAAAUAUCGGUGA
Molecule: messenger RNA, 1755 nt
Organism: Trichoderma virens Gv29-8
Lineage: Eukaryota; Fungi; Ascomycota; Sordariomycetes; Hypocreales; Hypocreaceae
Exons: 2
Coding region: 1-1755 (584 amino acids)
Biological process (GO): regulation of DNA-templated transcription
Molecular function (GO): zinc ion binding; DNA-binding transcription factor activity, RNA polymerase II-specific
Source: RefSeq, a predicted model, not a curated record